Messenger RNA from Rana temporaria (common frog), 2228 nucleotides. Its product is annotated as oocyte zinc finger protein XlCOF6-like. The record is from RefSeq and is a predicted model, not a curated record. The transcript is spliced from 3 exons. NCBI's taxonomy places the organism in Eukaryota, Metazoa, Chordata, Amphibia, Anura, Ranidae. The coding region runs from base 49 to 2121 and encodes 690 amino acids.
ACACAAGAAGAUCACACCAUCCCCCACCAUCAUCAGGGUGAAAAACAGAUGCAUAUGAAAGUUGAGUUUAAAGAAGAAACAAAUGUGAUGGGUGAUCAGUCAUCUACGGAAGCAAAAGUGAUGGUAGAAAAGGAGCAAUCUUCUUCACAUGUCAGCACAGGUACUCGGAGUACAGAAACAGGACAUAUUUUCAGAUGGAAAGUGAUGGAGAAUAGGGAGACCAUUAAAGCAUCCGAUGAACAAAGUGUCCCGAACAACUUGGAGAAUCACCUUACUUUAUCUUCAGACUGUAAUGCAGAAGACAAUAACUUUGGCCAACAUCCUCCAGGAGUAGAUCCUAAUAUUGAAAAUAUACAUCCAAGACAUAACCAGGAGAACAGAUCAAUGGAUCCCUCUAACACCAAACCUUGUGCUCCUAGAAUAUCACCUACUGUUACAAGCACCGGUGAAAAGAUAUUUCCGUGUCCCCAAUGUGACAAAUGUUUUGGCUUUAGGCACAGACUUGUAAGACAUCUCAUGGUGCACACCGGAGAGCGGCCCUACAUAUGUUCAGACUGCGGGAAAACGUAUGCACGGAAAUUGGACCUUCUCACACAUGUCAAGGUUCACAGCGGUGAGAGGCCUUUUACCUGUACGGUGUGCGGGAAAGGUUUUGUAACGAAAAGACAACUUAGCGAUCACGAGCAAGUGCACACCGGCGUGAAACCAUUUUUAUGUACAGUCUGUGGGAGGGGUUUUGGAUUAAAAAAGCGUCUCAUUGAACACGAGCAAAUGCACACCGGUAAAAUGCCGUUUUCCUGUACGGUGUGCAGGAAAGAUUUUACCACGAAAAGGGGGCUUAUCGAACACGAGCGGCUGCACACCGGUGAAUGGCCGUUUUCCUGUACGGUGUGCAGGAAAGGUUUUACCGCGAAAGGGGGGCUUAUCGAACACGAGCGGCUGCACACCGGUGAGAAACCGUUUUCCUGUACGGUCUGCGGGGAGGGCUUCAGAGGAAAAAAGAGGCUGGUCGAACACGAGCGACUGCACACCGGUGAAACGCCUUUUAAGUGUUCCGAAUGCGGGAAGGAAUUUAGAACCAGAGGCGUUCUAAACCUACAUCGGCAAUCGCAUGCGCGUGGGCAGCCGUAUUCCUGUGCGCAAUGCGGGAAACGCUUUAAAUAUAGCAUCAGCCUUAGCCGACACAAGAAACUCCAUGCACAAGAUAAUUCCUUAUCCUGCUCGGAGUGCGGGAAAUCUUUUACAACCAAAUACGAACUUCGUGUUCAUGCGAGAUGCCACACGGGAAAGAAGGUCUUCCAAUGUUCGGAAUGUGAGAAAUCCUUCUUAUGGAAUGCGGACCUUGUUAACCACCAGAGAGUUCACACCGGUGAGAAGCCCUUCCCUUGUUCUCUAUGUGAUAAACGUUUCUCCUAUAAAGCCAUCCUGGAGGACCAUAUAAAAGUCCACACUGGUGAGAGGCCGUUUUCCUGUACAGAGUGCGGGAAAUGUUUCACUCAGAAAGGAGGCCUCAGAAAGCAUAUGAAAUGCCACACCGACGAGAAGCCGUUUUCGUGUUCCGAAUGUGGUAAAUGUUACACAGCGAAAGGAAGCCUCGACUACCACAUGAAAAGCCACACCGGCGAGAAGCCGUUUUCUUGUGAAAGGUGCGGUAAAGGUUUCAUAUUACAACAUCAAAGUCUCAGACACCAGAAAAACUGUACGGGCGAGUGUCCGACUCCAACUUCAGAGUGCGAGACGUCAAAUUUUAGGAUUGUUGUACAACAAAAAGGUCAGACGGAAGAGAAGAGGUAUCAAUGCCUAACAUGCGAGAAAUCGUUCAAAUGGAAAAACAUUCUUGUUACCCACCAGAGAGUUCACACCGGAGAGAAGCCCUUUUCUUGUCCUGAGUGCGGCAGAUGUUUCGCCUUUAAAAGAAACCUGGAUGACCAUGUAAAAGUGCACAGCAGCGUGAAGCCCUUUGCCUGUGAAGUGUGCGGGAAAGGGUUCAUACAGCACCGGCACCUUCUUACACACAUGACAAGCCACACAGGCGAGAAGCCAUUUUCAUGUUCAGAGUGCGGGAAGAGUUACAGUCGAAAAGACAUUCUAGUCAAACAUCAGAAGACAGAGGGUCACUGACAGUAGAUAAACCAUUACGGAGCGAGGAUUGUUCCAGAAAUUGUAUCUUGAAAAUUAGGGAUUUUUUUUAGUUUACUAUAUCUAUUUUUCUAAUCUUGAUAUAAUCU